Molecule: messenger RNA, 729 nt
Organism: Sclerotinia borealis F-4128
Lineage: Eukaryota; Fungi; Ascomycota; Leotiomycetes; Helotiales; Sclerotiniaceae
Source: the annotation of a GenBank genome assembly
AUGAUAUCACUCGCACGAUUAUCCACGCCCAGGACGCUUGCUACUCACAAGCUCUCUGCAUAUAUUAGGACUGGUACUUUUAGAUACGUCAGUCAAGCCGUCAAAAGCAAAAAACCAAGAGCGGCAACUCCACGCCCUGUGGUAACUCCACAGUAUGCAAGCAAAAAGCUAGCAUAUCCUGAGCUUCUGCUCGUCUAUCAUUCUGGAACUGGGAAAACUGUGUUUCUUGGCUGUUUGAAGAUUACUACUAUCUUCAUAUUUGUAUUUUUCACCCUGGUAGUAGCACCGGCACAUUACUAUGCGGAAGAUGAGCCACGAUGGGUGGCACCUGCCGUUCUACUAUCUGGAGCUGUACCUAUGAUAUUCGUAGCAUACAUCACAUCUCCAUUCGUCAACUAUAUACACCUUAAACUGCCCACUUUUGCUCGACAAUCACGGGAUAUAUUGAUGAGGUAUACAACGAACCCACCAAGGGAUGCACAAGUCGAUAUCACGACGAUGAAUUUUAUAGGAAAACCAAGAGUGUCUAGGCUCGAUAUCUGCAAAUUGCAGGCUGCCAAGCAAAGGUUUGGAGUGGGGAAUUUUUCUCGAGAUACGAAGACCAUAGACGCCACAAGAAAGUGGUGGAUGCCAAAGGCUGUACGAUUGUUUGGAGUCCAUGGUGGAACAGGAAGAGGAAGAGAGGGGGAAGCCUGGGAGAAUAUCGCGAAGAAAAUACGCAAUGCCUAG